UCUCCUCCGCUGCCACCCGCUGCUGCCGGCGUCCACGCUGCACACAGCAAGGCUGGCAAAGCACACAGGCUAAGUGCUGAGGAGAAGGACCAGCUGCUGCUAGACCUGCGGGCCGUGGGUGGAACGAGCCAGAAGGCCCAGGGUUGUCACCUUCUAGCAGUUCCAUUCAAAGACUUCAGUAGGGCCUUUGGCUUCAUGACAAGAGUGGCUCUUCAGGCUGAGAAAUUGGACCACCAUCCUGAAUGGUUUAACAUUUGCGACAAGGCCCACAUCACCCUGAGCACUCAUGAGUGUGCGGGCCUUUCAGAACGGGACAUAAACCUGGCCAGCUUCAUCGAGCAAGUAGCAGUGUCCAUGACAUAGACCCUGCCCUUCCUCUCUGAGUUCUUCAGGGGAAAGGGGGGACUGAACUGGGGAUCCAGAGAGGGAACUGGGGAGCCCUGAGAUGUUGGUGCACGUCAAAACUGACAAGUGAUCCUGUUGCCUCCGUUUAGAGCAAGUCUCUGCAAUCGGAAAAGGCCAGUAUCACUGCCAACACCAUAACUUAGGCCACCUUUCCCCACGCCACUCUCGUCCUCCUUGGGGCUCUGUGACAUGUAUAUUGAUUUGCAUAAGUUCUUCCCUUUCUUUACAACUUCCCAGCAACAGUAAUGAUUUUCUUUCCUGGCUGUGUCUUGCUCUCUUUCUGAUUCAUUUCCCAAGAAGCUGUGAUAGAAGCUGUGUUUAAGAUAAAGUUUUAUCUUAGAAACCAGAACCCUAAAGCCAUCCUCAUCCUAUGUGACAGGACAUGCAUGUGCUUUUACGCCUCAAAUAAAAACACUGUUUCACUUGGAAAAAAAAAGAAUAUGGA
Messenger RNA from Balaenoptera musculus (blue whale), 850 nucleotides. It is a transcript of the gene PCBD1, whose product is annotated as pterin-4 alpha-carbinolamine dehydratase 1. Lineage: Eukaryota; Metazoa; Chordata; Mammalia; Artiodactyla; Balaenopteridae. Gene Ontology annotation, biological process: tetrahydrobiopterin biosynthetic process. The record is from RefSeq and is a predicted model, not a curated record. The coding region runs from base 196 to 363 and encodes 55 amino acids. Gene Ontology annotation, molecular function: 4-alpha-hydroxytetrahydrobiopterin dehydratase activity. The transcript has a single exon.